AUGGCGAGCACAGGUGUUAGGCAACUGCGGCAGCACGUACCCCUCAUCAAGUUUCCGCAGCGACACGGCGCCGCCGUUCAAUCGCUUCAGGAUGCGGCCCUGCCCUCUCGCCACACCGGCGGGGUGGAGUCCACGCCCCUGACCGCGCCCCCAAAAACCACCACCAUGCAGACGUCGCCCAAUCUGCCAACGCCGGCCAAGUUCGACAUCAAGUCCCGGGGUCCCGUCACGCAUCACGAGAGCAUGGACGAACUGCCCGCCCGCUACCGCCGGGCGCUGCUCUCCGAGGAGGCCAUCGAUCUCAUCCAGAUGGGUGGUGCCGUGGAUCAUUAA
Molecule: messenger RNA, 333 nt
Organism: Acanthamoeba castellanii str. Neff
Lineage: Eukaryota; Discosea; Longamoebia; Acanthamoebidae
Exons: 4
Coding region: 1-333 (110 amino acids)
Biological process (GO): 2-oxoglutarate metabolic process
Source: RefSeq, a predicted model, not a curated record